This is a messenger RNA of Penicillium waksmanii, 378 nucleotides long. RefSeq lists its product as uncharacterized. Bases 1 to 378 code for a protein of 125 amino acids. The transcript has 3 exons. The record is from RefSeq and is a predicted model, not a curated record. Lineage: Eukaryota; Fungi; Ascomycota; Eurotiomycetes; Eurotiales; Aspergillaceae.
AUGAAGACCGAGCGCAAAACGUCGAACUUGGAACCGCUUUCUGAAAGUGAGAAACGUCACUUCAGUUUAUACGAAAAGCAGCCUCUUGGGAACGAACGUACUUUUGAUUCCGGUGAUUUCGCUCUUUCUGCAGGCCAACGUGCGAACGAAACUGGGGCCAUUGAGUCGGGCUGCAAGCAUCCAAAUCGUGAUAGUAUCUCGCACCCUAACGCACCAGUCCCAAUUAAUAGCAAUGUCGAUUAUGGUGCCAACAUAUUCUUGGAUAGAAAGAGCGUAAGCCCUGAAAGAAAGAGUCUUCUCCACUGUGAAACAGAAAUGAAACGCUACAACUCAAAAUACAACGAUGAUGAUGCGAAAAUCAUUACGAAAUCUACUUAA